UUUUUCAUUCUCACCUCUUUCCUGAUACUUCACUCUCUGCUGGAAGAGCCAAGGACACAAAGGAGAAGCCAUGAGGAACACACUGCUGAGGAUGUUGGCCGCCCUGAUGUGUGCGCUGGCCACCUGCACCGAUGUCACGCCGGUACAAGACUUCGACCUGCAGAAGAUGGCAGGCAAGUGGUACAUGGUUGGCUUUGCCACUAAUGCCCAGUGGUUUGCUAACAACAAAGCAGGGAUGAAGAUGGGCACUGCCACAUUAGUGCCAACUGAUGGAGGAGACCUGGACCUCUCUUAUGCCAACCUGAAUGAAGAUGGUACCUGCUGGAGAAUGACUCACCUAGCUCAUAAAACCGACACUCCUGGACGCUUCACCUUCCGCAGCCAGGUUUGGAACAACGACAACGACAUGCGCAUUGUUGACGUUCUGUACGACGACUACGCUCUGGUCCACACUGUCAAGACAAAGGACGGAGUGUCUGAGGCCCUCACCAAGCUUUACAGUCGUGCUCCUGUGUCCAGUGACGUCCUGCAGCAGAAGUUCACACAGUUCUCCCUGAACAGUGGCAUCCUCGCCGACAAUAUCGCCAUCUUGCCUAAGAAUGCUGAGUGUCCCGAGGUCUGAAGAGUCCCCCUGCUAUCUUCCGUCCUAACAUCUCUCGCUCUCCCCCUCGCUGUGAUGUCUGCAUCAUCCCAAUGAAAGCUCCACCUGAGACAAUGAAACUUAAGCAUUUUACUCCAAUCCCUGCUGCGUGUACCAAAGAACAAUUCCCUCCAACUCACACACUAACUGUGGCAUCAGAGUG
Molecule: messenger RNA, 803 nt
Organism: Sebastes umbrosus (honeycomb rockfish)
Lineage: Eukaryota; Metazoa; Chordata; Actinopteri; Perciformes; Sebastidae
Product: lipocalin-like
Exons: 7
Coding region: 71-622 (183 amino acids)
Molecular function (GO): small molecule binding
Source: RefSeq, a predicted model, not a curated record